Messenger RNA from Lotus japonicus, 1758 nucleotides. Its product is annotated as F-box/FBD/LRR-repeat protein At4g26340-like. The transcript is spliced from 2 exons. The record is from RefSeq and is a predicted model, not a curated record. Gene Ontology annotation, molecular function: protein binding. Bases 385 to 1569 code for a protein of 394 amino acids. NCBI's taxonomy places the organism in Eukaryota, Viridiplantae, Streptophyta, Magnoliopsida, Fabales, Fabaceae.
ACAAAUCUCUUCCUUCUUCAGAUUUACAAUUUCACAAAUCUAGUUGACACUGUGAUUUUCAAACUCAUGAUUUUAAUUUGUUAUUUCAUUUGGGGAAUGAGUAAUGACCCUUGAAUGUUGUGGUCUGUGUCUCAGUGAUUUUACAUUUUUAAUUUGUUUUUUUUUUUCGUUCCACUGCAUAUUUGAACUUGUGGCUGUGAGAUUUAGUAAUUUGAUGAAUUUUAAGUACAAGAUUGUUAUGAGCUGUCAGCUGAGUAUGAAUGGAAGCAUAAACCUUAGAAGUUGGAGGAACUUGGGAACAUGCUGCUGAGUGCUGACUGGUCUUGAUGCCAUGGAAAGCUUCUAGGGUCAGUGGUAGAUUUGUGUUCUGUGUGUUUGAUAUCAAUGGCGGUCGACAGGAUUAGCAUGUUGCCAGAUGAAGUACUUUAUCACAUUCUCUCUUUUCUCCCAACUCAAAUGGCUGCAAAAACAAGUAUUCUUUCGAAGAGGUGGAAGCCACUAUGGCUCUUAGUUCCUACUCUCUUCUGCGACGACCGAAGCUACCUCCGAAACUACAAACCCUAUCAUUACUUCACAAAGUUUAUAUAUGCAACCAUUCUCGCUAGAGAUGUGCCCAUUACAACAUUUCGUCUGCAAUGUGAGGCUUCCAAUACCGACUUUUCUGUUUCCGAUCUCCAGAUUUGGGUCAAUGCUGCAAUACAACGUGGACUUGAGAACCUCUACAUCCGGCUGCCGCAUAAUGAAAAUCAAUUGAGCUGGAAUUCCUGCAUUUUGGGCUGCAAAACUCUGGUUGUUCUCAAGUUGGCGGGGUUAGACCUGGAUGUAAUUUCUUUUGCUCACCUUCCUUCACUCAAAACUCUGCAUUUGUUUGAUGUUACCUUUCUAGAACCCCUGUAUCUUGUGUCUUUUGCUGACCUUCCUUCACUCAAAACUCUGGAUUUGAGAGAUGUUGACUUUCCAGAACCGCAGUGUCUUGUGGAUCUUCUUGCUGGAUGUCCAAAUCUUGAGUAUAUGCGUCUGAGGGAUAUAUUCUAUGAUGAUGUUGACGCUAUAGUUCAUUAUAAGAACUUCAAAAGCUUAUCUAAGUUGGUCAGAGCAGAUAUACAUUCCGUUCUUUUUGAUAUUUUUGUUGAAUCUCCUAAAUUUGACAAGUACCUGGAUGACAUUCUACUUUUUCCCAAUUUAACUCAUGUGGAGCUUAUGUUCGGACUUUGGAUGAGCUGGGAUUUUGUACUUGCAAUGCUCAAGCACAGCCCUAUGCUUCAAUAUGUUGUCCUUAGUAUGCAGAUACAAAAUGGAUUUUAUCAAUAUCCGGUUUGGAUUUCCCCCUGUUUUGCUCCUGAAUGUCUUUCUUCACAGCUUAGGAAAUGUUCCAUUAUAAAUUAUGCAGGCAGGGAAAGUGAGCUGCAUUUUGCAAAAUAUAUUAUGCAGAAUUCAAAAGUUUUACGGACAAUGACAGUAUGCACUCUGCGUUACUCAGAAUUAAAGGUCGAAGACAAGCUUGAACUACUGAAAGAGUUGUCCUUAUGCCCAAGGAGUUCUUCAAUAUGUGAACUUUCAUUUACAUGAAAAUGAAUGACAGGCUCUAGUUAGUAGCUGCCAAUUGUGUUUAGAUGAUUGCUUUGGUACUUAGUUUAUCUACUACGUCCUAUAGUAAAAUUACUAGUGUUUUGAAGGACAUGGAACUUGUCUCUUGUUCAAUGAAAGUCGUUAAAUGUCAUUUUUUCAAGUAAGUGAAGAUUUGUAUUUUUAAUUAAA